Molecule: messenger RNA, 903 nt
Organism: Brassica oleracea var. oleracea
Lineage: Eukaryota; Viridiplantae; Streptophyta; Magnoliopsida; Brassicales; Brassicaceae
Exons: 1
Coding region: 1-903 (300 amino acids)
Source: RefSeq, a predicted model, not a curated record
AUGGGUGUCUAUCUUGGGCUACCAGAAAAAAUCUGCGGGAGCAAGAAACAGGUUUUUGCUUUCAUCCAAGACCGGUUACAAAGUCGUAUUAACUCAUGGUCAGCGAAGCUCCUGUCCAAAGGCGGAAAAGAAGUUCAGAUUAAGUCUGUGGCACAAUCUCUACCCACAUAUGUAAUGUCAUGUUUCCUACUGCCGCAGGAGACUAUCCGUACACUCACAAACGCAAUAUCUCGUUUCUGGUGGAGUACCAAGAAUAACAAUCGCGUGCUCCAUUGGGUUGCAUGGAAAAAGAUCUGCGCUCCGAAAGAGGCUGGAGGAUUAGGUUUCCGAGAUCUUAAAAACUUCAAUCUCGCAUUACUUGCGAAGCAACUUUGGAGACUCUUACAAUACCCAAACUCUCUCUUGGCACGAGUCCUCAAAGGUAUAUACUACCGUCUCUCGAACCCGUUAAAUGCCAACAAAGCGAGUACCCCUUCCUACGUGUGGAAAAAUCUUAUGGCGGCUCAACCCCUGCUCAAAAGCGGCAUUCAAAAAUCUAUAGGAACGGGACACAAUACUCUUUUCUGGGCAGACCCUUGGCUCCCAACAACUUCGGCACGACCAGCAAUAACCUGCGGCCCUUCCUUCAACCCAUCGCUUAAAAUCGCGGACCUUUUAGACCCUGUUUCAAAAACUUGGAAGCUUGAUCGCUUACGGGAACUUGUUCGUCCUAGUGACAUUCCCCUCAUUAAGAGUCUCAGACCGACGCGAACUCCCAGAGCAGCAAUCUACUUCUGGAACCUCACCAAAUCAGGUAUUUACUUUGUAAAAUCUGGUUAUGAACUGGCCAUGGCAACAGCAGAACCCUCGGAUCCUGCACAAGUCUUGGAACCUAGCAUCACCUCUCUCCAAGCUCGUGCUUGA